AACCCCGGCAGUUUUCUAAGCGUCUCUCUCCACCCAACCCAGCAGAGUAGACAUACACAAAGAAAAUAAACAGAGAAAGAGCAUACUAAUCCUUUAAACAUUUUGUGAAAUAGCUAAAUUAAAAAGUUUCCGUGAUGUCCUAAAAAUAAAACUAGACCAAGGAAAACAGUAAACAUGGCUACCGAAAAGUUUUGUUUAAAGUGGAAUGACUUUGAAAGUAAUAUUAGUGUCGCGUUUCGAGAUUUACGAGAUGAAAAAGAGUUCUUCGAUAUCACGCUUGCUUGCGAGGACAAUCAAAUACAAGCGCACAAAGUGAUAUUAAGCGCGUGCAGUCCUUUCUUUAGGAAUAUGUUAAAAGUUAAUCCACAUCAGCAUCCACUUAUAUACCUCAGAGGUAUGAAGUUUGCUGACCUGGAGUCUGUGUUAAACUUCAUGUACUACGGGGAGGUGAACGUGGCGCAGGACGAGCUUAAUUCAUUCCUUGCUGUUGCAGAGGACCUCAGGGUUAAAGGAUUGACUCAGAAUAAGAAUGGUGAAUCUGUACCGGAUCCUAAGCCCCGAACCCCACCUGUUAAAACUCAUAUACCUGAUCGGGAUCCUCCUCCCCCGGCUAAACGUCCCCGUCCUACUCCCCAGGCCGCCCUACCGCCCCCAUCUAACCCUGACGACGAUAUUCAAGAAGUUGUUCCAGUUAAAUCUGAACCCAAGGAUUCCGUCCCCAUCCUUCCUUCUCCUUCUGGAUACCAUAGUCAGGCUCUAGUCCAGCAGGACGAGUAUGAUGAACGGUAUGACGAGUAUGAUCAGGACGGAUAUGACGACCAGUAUCUAGGAGAAGGACUGCACCAGGACACGGAAAAAGUUGAAUACAGUGGAGAGGACUUGAGCAAUUACAUGAAGAAGAAUGAGGAUAGAACGUACACCUGCUCCCUCUGUGGGUUCAGUAACAAGAUUAAGACCAAGGUGGUCUACCACCUUGAGGGGGUACACUUCAAGGGGUUCUUCAACCUACAGUGUAGUUUAUGUAGUAAAAUUUGUCCAGGAAGGAAUUCAUUGAGCACACACAUGUCCAGGUUUCAUCCUAGUAGUCAUCCCAGCUGAUUCCAUUCAAGUAAUCUGAUUCAACAGCUGAUUCCAUUCAAAUAAUCUGAUUCAACAGCUGAUUCCAUUCAGUUAACAGAAUUUUCCAUGCUGAUUCCAUUCAAGUAAUCUUAUUCAUCCCAGCCGAUUUCAUUCAAUUGCUAUCUAUAUUAUAACUUAUGAUGUUCAACGUUUUAUUGUAAACAUGAAGAUGUUUUCCUUUCCUAAUAAACAUCAAUGUUGAGAAA
This is a messenger RNA of Eurytemora carolleeae, 1325 nucleotides long. RefSeq names its product protein bric-a-brac 2. Bases 175 to 1098 code for a protein of 307 amino acids. The record is from RefSeq and is a predicted model, not a curated record. Gene Ontology annotation, biological process: regulation of transcription by RNA polymerase II. Gene Ontology annotation, molecular function: protein binding. Lineage: Eukaryota; Metazoa; Arthropoda; Copepoda; Calanoida; Temoridae. Gene Ontology annotation, cellular component: nucleus. The transcript is spliced from 4 exons.